Molecule: messenger RNA, 2846 nt
Organism: Ictalurus furcatus (blue catfish)
Lineage: Eukaryota; Metazoa; Chordata; Actinopteri; Siluriformes; Ictaluridae
Product: carbohydrate sulfotransferase 12-like
Exons: 1
Coding region: 308-1438 (376 amino acids)
Biological process (GO): proteoglycan biosynthetic process; carbohydrate biosynthetic process
Cellular component (GO): membrane
Molecular function (GO): sulfotransferase activity
Source: RefSeq, a predicted model, not a curated record
UUGUUUUUUUGCAGAGAAAAUAAAUGGUAUUUUCUGACCCCAAAUACUGAUAUAAUAUACAAUCUGUAUAUUAUACUGCUUGUACAUUUCUGCUCACAAUGACAGUGGCAGUCUUUAUCAUCAGUCAUAUGGUUGUAGACAUAUUUCAGACCCUGGUAAUGCUGUCAGGUCGUAAUUGCUUUAUGGUCACGAAUAGAAACUGCGUGAGAAAAGACAAAUAGCUCCAAAUUAAAAAAAAAAAAGAAGGAGUCACCUGACAAUUUAACUCCACCCUUACUUGAGUAACUUCAGUUCAGAAUUGUUCAUUAUGUUCAGACUCCCACACCUACCAGACGAAAUGGGCAAGUUUAAGUAUACUUACUAUUUUCUUUUAACUCUGAGCUUCAUUUCAGUUCUGUUUUAUGUGAACAGAGAAACAGAGGAUGAAAAAUAUAUCUAUGCCAAGCCUCAAGAUUCUUCUAAGCCAGAAAUGAAACCACGGCUGGACACUGAAGAAAACGGGAGAUGUGAGGGCAAGAUCCACACAAGCCCGAUGCCACCGAAGCUGACGCUCAGACAGUAUGCCAGAAAGAAGCUUGUUUAUGACAUGUGCAGCACAAAAACCAUAUUGGACACCAGAAGCAAAUGGCAGACAUUUGACCAAAUUCCCAAGUGGGAGUUGCACAAUUUGCUUGUAGACGACCGGCAUGGAAUAAUCUACUGCUAUGUUCCAAAAGUUGCCUGCACUGCAUGGAAACGGAUCAUAAUUGUUCUGAGUGAGAGCCUGAAGGUGCAUGGUGUACCUUACAGGGACCCUGCAGACGUCCCCAUCGAAGAUGUUCAUGGAUCCUCUCUACAGCACCUUAACCAAUACCCGAAGGUAGUGAUAAAACAAAAACUUCAGACAUACAAAAAGUUCAUAUUUGUCAGAGAUCCAUUUGUUAGACUGAUUUCAGCCUACAGAGAUAAGUUACAAAGCCCAAAUCAGAUAUAUUAUGAAACAAUAGGGAUGGACAUAUUACGCACAUUUGGAAAUGUCUCUAAUCCGCCAGCAUCAGUAGAGAAAGCCCAUGCUGAUGGCAUUGUUCCUUCUUUCUACAACUUUAUCCAUUAUAUACUGAGCCUCCCAGCAGGCAACGACACAGCAUUUGAUGAACAUUGGCGACAAACAAUUAACUUGUGCCAUCCCUGCCUGAUUAAUUAUGACUUUAUCGGGAAGAUGGAAACCAUCGAGGAAGAUGCUGCUCAACUGCUACGAAUUCUCCAUGUUGAUAACAUUGUCGACUUUAAACCAUGGGUCAAAAGUAAAACAGACCCACGUGAGAUUAUGACCUGGUUUGCCAACAUCCCCUUGGAGUGGAGGAGGAAACUCUACAAACUUUAUGAGGAAGACUUCAGACUGUUUGGAUAUGAAAAUCAUGAACACCUAGACGAUCUCCAUCUUGAAAACAUCAUCUAAAUUGUUUGUUGUGUUCUGUAGUAUGACUGUUUGUUCAUUUGUUGGGGAAUCUUGUGCUAGGACUUGACGUUGGUAACUUAGUCCCCUUUACUGACUUGAAUGGCAUGGGUGUUAUGGUGAUGGAAAAUAUUAUUCCUUGUUUUCACAUUACAGUUGAUCUGUUUUAAGCUUCAUCUUAAUAUGCCAACAGUCUAUGCAGAAAAUGUUUCUUGUUGCGUUACGUGAAAUGAGGUCCAAAGAUGCUAGCAGAGACCAUUUUAUGUUGUACUUAACCUUUUCACCUGAUACUAUUUUGUCAAGCCAGGUUUUGUGAUGGAUUUUUUUCUGUGGAUUUAUGCCUCACUAGAAUUUUCAUUAGUAGAACAAGCUCAAUAUUCACUCACCCCUUUCUUUAUCAGAUUCCUUUCUGAAAGGAUAUUGCUAUUUCUAGAGGAGCUUUUGUUCCAAACUUAUAAAAUGUAUCACUUGUCUAUCCUUUAAUGGUGUUUCCAGUAGCUCAUGGUUCAGUAGUACAUGGCUAAGUAAGUACUAAGGAAGUAAAUAAUAUUUAUUAUUAUUAUUAUUAUCUGUGGAACUAUAUUAGUGAAUAGUACAACCCCAAUUCUAAAAAAGUCGUGACGCUGUGUAAAAUGUAAAUAAAAACAGAAUGCAAUGAUUUGUCUCAUAAACCACUUCACAAUAGACUUCACUUUAUUCACAAUAGAACAUGUUCGCUAUGUCUGUAAUGUAAGACACCUAAGACAGUGCUACAGGGAGACAGAAAGGACAGCUGAUUAAAAAUAGCAGUAGUUGAAACUGCCAGUUUUAUCACUAUUUAUCUGUAAAAUAAAUAAAUUGAAAAAAUCAUGUCCAUACAGCAUUUAAUGUCAUAAACACCUUCAAACAGAUUUGUCAGAGAACAGCUGUUCGAAUUUACAGGAAAAUAAAGCUGUGUGUCGUCAGCGUAACAGUGAUAUGCUAAGUUGUGUUUCUGAAUGAUGUGACCAAGAGGAACAAAAGAGGUCCCAAAAUGGAACCAUGAGGAACACCAUAAGAGAUCUGUGCAUAAGAUGAGAAACGAUUUCAUACAGAAAAAGUUCUCUCCUUAAGUUAAGAGGCAAAACACUUCAACACAGGUCCCUGAAACCAAGCCACAUGAUUAAGUUCCUUUAAAAUGAUGUCAUGAUCUACUAUAUCAAAGGCUGCACUUAAAAUCCAGCAGGAUUAUAAUACAGCAGGAACCACAGUCAAGAGAGAGUAAAAUGUCAUUGGUAACCUUUAACAAAGCAGACUCAGUACUAUUUAGUUCCCUAAAACUAGACUGAAAUGUUUCAAAAAUGUUCAAAGUACUCAUGUAAGAAGAGUUCUGAGAAUAAAAAACUUUUUCCAAGACUUUUGAAAUGGAAGAUAGUUUGGAGAUGGGUCUGUA